AUGCCUGCACGCUCAACAACCCCUCCUCGUCCUGUUCCCCCCAUCCCCGCAGCUUCCCCCUCCCAUGGCUCCGCGCUCUACAUCGUCCGCCUGCGCUCCGCACAGCCCGUCGCCUCGUACCGCGGGGGGAUCCCUGGCUUCGCGGCAACGGCCACCUGGGACAACGACCCUAACAGCAACGCGCCAGGCACCGCCGCAUCUGAUGAUGAUGACGCCCACGGUGGCGUUGGCACGGCUUCCGCUGCUCCUGUCACUGCUGCUGCUGCUGCCACUAGCGGUUCAGGAGGGACCAGCCGUGUGCGGCGGCGGCUGCGGGUGAACGUGAGGGCGCCGGGCGUGAGGGCGUUCAAGCAGCUGCUGCAGCGCAUGCAGCAGGCCGUGCUGAGAGACAGCGGGGUGACCGCGGGAAGAUGGUGUACAGGUGAGGGGAAGAUGGUGUAUAGCUACAUGCACGCAUCCAACGGCUUCGCAGCGACCCUCACGGCAGCGCAGGUGCAGCGCAUGAGGCGGCACCCCUCCGUGGCGUCCGUCACGCCCUCUCGCACCAUCACACGCCGCCGCGCCGUCACUGCCGCCGCCGACGGGCACAAGUCUCUCAACCUGCCCCACUCCCCUGCUGCUGCUAUUACUGCUACCGCUGCUGCUGCUGCUGCUGCUGCUGUCGCUACUGCUGCUGCUGCUGCCGCCGCCGUCGCCGCCGCUGCUGCUGCUGCUGCUGCUGCCGGAGAGACUAGUAGUGGUGUUGUUGAUUCUUCUGUUACCUCCUUCCUUCCUUUCACCAUCCUUGAUGACGUGUCCUCCCUCUCUCCCCACGCUCCUCCUUUUUCCACCUCGCCGCUCCCUCCCUUCUCCUCGUCCCUUCCUUCGCAUCCCCCCUUUGGUUCCCUCUUUCCCAUCCUUUCAUCUCUGCCUCUCCGUCCCACCGCAACAGACGACUAUCGUCACCAGCUUUUUUUCCAAUCAAUUGCCCCUCCACCCUCCUCGUCCCCACCAAGGCUACAGCAGCACGCUCCUUGCCGGGUGGGCGGGCACGUAGCGGCAGCGGGCAACAGCAGCGUGAGUCUGCCUGGCUGGGACACGGUCAGUGGCGUGGCUGCCAAGGCACGCCUGGCUGUCUACAAAGUGUUCUGGCGCAUGCAUAAUUACGACAUACGCGCUUCAGAAACAGACAUCUUUGCUGCCGUUGAUCGGGCCGUGGCAGACAGUGUGGAUGUGCUGACCCUGUCGCUGGAUGACUCGUAUAGAGGCCGCGUUAGCGGCAACGGCAACGGCACCGAAGCCUUCUUUGAGGAUUUGCCUUUCCUUGGCGCCCUUGCGGUGGGUGUGAGGGGUGCCCUUGCGGCCGGAGUGACUGUGGUCCUGGCAGUGGGCGACGGUGGAGAGGCCAAGUUCCAUUACAUGUAUGGUGCUCUUGAGGCUAUCGACAACAUUGCACCCUUCUAUGUCAGCGUGGGGGCAAGGUACCUGCUUGUUCUACACGCUGCAGCUUUGCGCUGCACGGAUUUUUCCUCCUCUUUUUCUUCCCUUAAAUCAUGCGUUUUCCCAUGCUCCCUUCCCUCGUCUUGCAUCUCCUUCCCUCGUCUUGCAUCUCCUUCCCUCGUCUUGCAUCUCCUUCCCUCGUCUUGCAUCUCCUUCCCUCGUCUUGCAUCUCUCCCUCAUCUUCCAUCUCCUGCUGCCCUUCUCAUGCUUACACACACCUUCCAUGCCUCACCAUGCAGUACGCUGUCUCAGGCUUCCCUCACCUCAACAUCAACAUCAGCAGCAGCAGCAGCAGCAGCAGCAGCAGCAGCAGCAGCAGCAGCAGCAGCAGCAGCAGCAGCAGCAGCAGCAGCAGCAGCAGCAGCAGCAGCAGCAGCAGCAGCAGCAGCGGUAGAAUCUCCUGCAAACACCACAGGCCCAGCAGCAUCAACACUGCUGGGAGCCCGACUCCCUGCCACCAUCUCCCCUGCAGACACCGCCCUCCCCAUGGUUCCCACCUGGUCCUCCACCGGCCCUCUCACCAAACCCGGCUGUUCGUUAUGCCGACCAUUGAAGCUCCUCCGCCGCUCCAACGCCAUUGUCAAGCCAGACAUCAUCGCCCCGGGAGCCGGCAUCCUUGCAGCUGAGCCCGGGCAAACGGUCGGCGAGACGGGGUCGUUUAGGGUUUAUGGUGAGGAAACUGCCAUCUCUGCGGCGCUUGUUGCUGGUGUGGCUGCUCUGAUCGUGCAGCAGCAUCCUGAUUGGUCGCCCGCGCAGGUCAUGUCUGCAAUGAUGACGACAGCUGGCCGCACUGAUAGCAACAACAAAGUGAUUCGGAAUGUGAAUGGGGAACCGGCAACGCCGUGGCAGAUGGGAGCGGGGCAUGUGUUUCCCGCUAGGGCGUUUGACCCCGGGCUGACCUACGAUGCCGGGGAGCAAGAUUUUCAGAAUUUCCUUGCUGGGCUGAACAUGAAGCUGGCUCGGAGGGUGUUCGGGCCGGUGCAGCUGACACCCGUUGCACCCAGGCACCUGAACCGGCCUUCUAUCUCGCUGGUCAACAUAAUCACUAAACUCACCGCUAGGCGGACUGUGACGAGUGUUUCAAACACCACAUCGACCUACAGGGUGAGGGUUAACGCCCCUGAGGCAGUGAGAGUGAGGGUGGUGCCAUCGCAGUUUACCAUAGCGCCGGGGCAACGGGUCAGUUUCAAGGUGAAGGUUGUGGUGAGGAGCAAGUUCAAAAGGUUCAAGUACGGCAGCCUCACAUGGGAGGAUGACAAGGGGCACUCUGUGCGCUCAGUCCUUGUUCUCCAUUGCAAACGUACUUGCAUGUACUAUUGCUAG
Molecule: messenger RNA, 2802 nt
Organism: Closterium sp. Naga37s-1
Lineage: Eukaryota; Viridiplantae; Streptophyta; Zygnematophyceae; Desmidiales; Closteriaceae
Source: the annotation of a GenBank genome assembly